Cuscuta campestris is the source of this 389-nucleotide messenger RNA. The record is from the annotation of a GenBank genome assembly. Lineage: Eukaryota; Viridiplantae; Streptophyta; Magnoliopsida; Solanales; Convolvulaceae.
GACCGCUGGACGUAAACUAAACCAAUCAUGAACUUUAUCAUCAUAUUAUCUGCGCAUUCUAAGCCUGAGAUUAGCUAGGCAAGGUUGACCAAAGAGGUGUGAAAAUUUCAUGCAGUAAGAGAGUGUGGACUUGAGGCGCAAGCUGUAGGGAUAUGGCUUUCAGGGUAGCCACACCAAGGAGCUGCUGGGGCAACGGAAAAAGCGUAGGACCCACAUCCGGCUUCCAUAACUUUGCUCACGCCAUUGCACAACCAAUUCCAUUGGACAUCAUCAUCUUCGGCAAUCCCAUAGCGCCAAUAAAGGCCCAGUCUGCAAAUCAAGAAAGGAUUGAAGGGAACAUUGCUUACAGAUUCCAAGAUAUCACUUUCUUCAAUGGGUCUAUGGAACUA